AUCUUGUGUCUCUCGUGCAUCUCUGUACCGUCAACGCAUAGCUUGUCCAGCACACUCUUCAGCACUGACGCAGCUUGACACAUCCAAACUUGUGCCGUCGGCGCUGCUCCCACCCAGCCACUGCGACCCGCUCGAAUUUGAAAAGCCUACUUUCCGGAAGCCCGUGCCCGCAAGCUCGCCACCGCACUCAAACGCGAGGCCAUUUGCAGGUCACUGCCAGUCGCUGCAGCAUCGAGUGAGUGAGCGGUGCGAUAGCGAGCAGCGUUGCCGCGCUCGGGUCCCAUCCACCCGACCCCGGUUGUGCGCGUCACAGCUGCGCUCGCGGACCGCCAUUGCCACGCCAAUCACUGCGCCCUACAACUGCGCGCUCACACAAUGCAGGAAUGUUACCAGGGAGCGCGGCCGGCGGCCGCGGCCGGGGCGCCGGUCCUCCCGCCAAGCCGUCUUCCGCGGCUCGCCGCAGCUCGCAAUCAAGCAGCUCCGCAGCGCCUGCUGCUGAAGCUCUCGAGGCUGGCAAUGCCAAUGGCGGUGCCAGUGCUAGCAGCGGGUGCGCGCUGUCCACCGCCGAGUUAAAAGUAUUGCUGUCGGCCGCUCAGCGCCUCUUCCAGCCCUGCCCCCGCUGCUUCAAUGCUGCCGGCGGCACGCGCAACGCGCACACCUGCUUCCUGGACCUCAACCAAAUUACGGUCAGUGCUGGUUAGGCAACCAGUGAAUGCAAACGUUCAUUCGGAAAGAGGGCUGCGCAGAAGAGGCCACAAGGGUGCGUGUUAAGGAUACCGUAGUAAGCGCGCAGCUGCGUGGGCAGGCUAGUGGCCUGUGCCCGAAAGUGCAACACCCCUACGUAGGGCAUGACAUGCAACCGACGCUAACGCUGACCUGGCGACACCGUAUUUGCUGCAGGCGGCCUGCAGCGGCGGCGGCAAUGGUAGUCGCCCCUUGGAUGAAGACGAUGAUGAGGCAGUGAAGGAGGCGGCGGAUGCGGCGGCGGCGGCGGCCUGCUGCCACAACUGCGCGCGUGACGGCGCGGCGGACGGCGGGCGUCAGGUCCAGAUCCGGCGUAACACCUAUUGUGACGGUGCGGAAGGGGCUGGGGGCUAGCGUGUGGGCGGGUCAGUGGGUGGGUCAGCGGGCGAGGCGGCCGUCAGGUUCUGGUAGCUUGGCAGCCAGGACAGUAGAAGAGCUAGCUGGCAGGCAAGGUGUUGCAGCGGCAGGAUAAGCCCAGGGGCCGUGCCGUGCAUUACAAUCGCAAGGGCCGCCAUGUUUGCCCCUCACGCACACCACUUCCAAGCCACACGUUGUCGCCACGCCGCAGUGCUGCGUGCCGCCGACGCGGCUGCGCUGUACGACAUUGGCGGCGUGCAGCAGUUCUCCAUCAACGGCCACAAGGUGGUGUUCCUGCACGCACGGCCGCAGAAGAGCAAGUAAGUUAAGCCCCCGGUUCGUGCGGUGGCCGCUGCGAUGCGAGGCUGCAUGGGUGAAGCGGCCCUGCUAUCCCCGACCUGCCCCACUACUGUUGGGAAAGCACUAGGGGAGCGGUCAACACCAUGUGUGCACCAGCUCAUUCCGCUCUGCACCCCGCCUCACGCCACUUGCGGCCGCCGCCCCACAGGCCCGGCGCCGUGUCUGAGUGCGGCCACUGCCACCGCUCGCUGAUGGACGCCGGGUCGCGCCACUGCUCGCUCGAGUGCAAACUCAACUGGCA
This is a messenger RNA of Chlamydomonas reinhardtii, 1702 nucleotides long. RefSeq lists its product as uncharacterized. The coding region runs from base 384 to 701 and encodes 105 amino acids. The transcript has a single exon. NCBI's taxonomy places the organism in Eukaryota, Viridiplantae, Chlorophyta, Chlorophyceae, Chlamydomonadales, Chlamydomonadaceae. The record is from RefSeq and is a predicted model, not a curated record.